Molecule: messenger RNA, 1535 nt
Organism: Umbelopsis ramanniana AG
Lineage: Eukaryota; Fungi; Mucoromycota; Umbelopsidomycetes; Umbelopsidales; Umbelopsidaceae
Exons: 5
Coding region: 41-1309 (422 amino acids)
Biological process (GO): phosphatidylethanolamine biosynthetic process; phosphatidylcholine biosynthetic process
Cellular component (GO): cytoplasm
Molecular function (GO): ethanolamine kinase activity; choline kinase activity
Source: RefSeq, a predicted model, not a curated record
UUGGCUUUCUUCACCAUAUCUUCGUUGUUCUAAUACUCAAAUGCCAGUGCCAGCGGAAGUCCUUGACAGAUCUGACUCCAUGCAGACCGAAUUGCCUACCAUCGCAAACUCAUUAUUCAAUCCAUCAUUCAACCAAGCAGCUUCCAAUUACAACAAAGGAUACAAUGCCGCUCGACCUGCGAAGGACAUUGCCCGACACCUCCAUCAUGUCUCUUCUACCGAGGAUGAAAUAGACUUAUUGAGCGAAAAAGGUGAGCAGCUUCAGGAAAAGGCUCUCAGUAUCAUCAAAAAACUUGUUCCAGAAUGGAGUGACGUUGAUCACAUUGUGAUGGAUCGUAUCAGUGGAGCAAUGACAAAUGCUGUAUUUUUUGUCACUGCGCAAAAUCCUUAUCGACGAGUUCUGCUUCGAGUAUAUGGCAUUGGAUGCGAUCAACUAGUCGACCGAGAGCAAGAACUCAGUUGGCUUAGCAUCCUUUCACGCCAUGGAAUCGGUGCUCUUUUGUUGGGCACCUUCACCAAUGGUAGAGUUGAACAAUACUUGGAUUGUCAAACGCUUACACGUGAUGACAUUCGUGACCCUCAGACAUCAUGCCAAAUUGCCCGUGGCCUAUAUGAGCUACACGCCAUUUCGCAAAUCUAUCCCAAUAAGCGAACUGAUAUACCAGAGGUCUGGAAGAAUAUCGCAAAGUGGGUUCCCAUCGUCGAAUCUCUCCUACCUGCCUUGGAAAAACGUAGUGAGCACCAUAGAUCUAUGAUCGAGCGCUUUGACUUGCCCCAAGUUUUUUCAGAACUACCAUUAUUCAAACAGCAUCUGGAUGCUUUGCGCAGCCCCAUUGUUUUUACACACAAUGAUACUCAGUACGGUAAUAUUAUGCGUUUCCGUGAUGAAACAGGACGUCUCGUAGUGGUUGAUUUCGAAUAUUGUGGUUAUAAUCCCCGUGGAUUUGAUAUCGCUAAUCACUUUUGUGAGUGGACUGCUGACUAUCAUAGCAACGAACCCGCCAAAUUACACCCAAGUAGAUACCCUACUUUGGCCGAACAAGUUAGAUUUUUGGAAUCUUAUCUUGAUGAACGCGACCUUGCUCAGGGUACCGUGAGUUCUUCAUUUCAAAGACAAAACGAUGUUCAGCAGCUUUUGCGUGAAAUAGAAGGUUACGUCCUUGCUAGCCAUUUCAUGUGGGGCCUGUGGGGAUUAAUCCAAGCUAACCAGAGCGAGAUUGACUACGACUUUUUCCAGUAUGGUACUGAGCGACUGACAUCUUUCGUAGAUGGUUGGACUAUCUGGAAAGCCAAGGUAACCGGGCAAUAAGAGCAGUGCCACAAACGUGAGCCUGCUCAUUGUCCUUUCGUGAUUGAUACAUCAUAUUAUCAUCAUUUGGCUACUGAAUUUCCAACCUUACUGAUAACUGUUUUGCUUCAUCCUGCAAUAUUCCCUUUCCCUUUCCCAUUCUCUGUUCCUAUUUCUUUUUUGUUUCCUAUUGUAACAAGACCUCAAUUGUAAAUAAUAAAUAUAAUAAUUCCCAUUAUCAUCAAGC